GUUUGUGUUAAUCCUAAUAUCAAUCAACUUCCUACUUGGGAAUUGCCGAAACAUGGGAGCAGAAAGCAACCAGGCGGCUAGCAACGAAAUGCAAUCAUCGACUGAUGCGGGCAAUGGUGGACCAAGAAAAUACCAGCCAAACUCAGCAGCACAGCAGCCCCAGAUUACUCAAGGCACACAAGGAAGUGAAACCACAUCAACCACCUCAUUUACCAUAAGUCAGAAUAAUACACCCAGCAAGAAUCCUUUCAAGCAACAAUUGGAACAGGCACAGGGACAACAACCCCAACAGCAACAACAACAACCAUCAAAUGGCAAUACAACGGAUUGCGGCAUUUUGGGUGUGGGCAAGGAGCCGCCUACACCAUCUGCACCUGGACAAGCAUCAAAACCACCGCCUCCAACCUAUCAAACAUAUGCAUCGGAUCAAUAUAGAGAAGAGGAUCCACGCGCUGCCGGGUCCUGGUCCGCCGCCAAAUCAUGGAUGGUCAGCUGGCGUGGCUCAAAUCGUUUAGUUCUAGUCAUUGUGGCCAUAGCUCUGCUAUUGGACAACAUGCUGCUAACCACUGUGGUGCCCAUCAUACCCGAGUUCCUGUACGACAUACGACAUCCGGAUGCACCGCUCGACAGUUAUCCCCGCACACCGCUAACGUUAAAUACACCGCCACCGCCCACACCGUGUCCUUGUAAUAAAGAUGGCAGCGAGCUAAUACCCUUGGAGGUCUCGACCAUGAGUCCAGAGGAGAAUGAGACCUAUUACCGGGAGCUAGAGGAACGACAUAACGAACUGGUUGGCGAGACUGUUGAAGUGGGUCUACUGUUUGCCUCCAAGGCUUUUGUCCAACUGCUCGUAAAUCCAAUUGUGGGACCAUUAACACAUAGGAUUGGCUAUAGUAUUCCCAUGUUUGCCGGAUUUGUCAUUAUGUUUCUAUCCACCAUAAUCUUUGCCUUUGGUCGUUCAUAUUUCGUUCUGUUUGUGGCACGUGCUCUCCAAGGAAUUGGCUCGUCCUGCUCGUCUGUCUCUGGCAUGGGAAUGUUGGCCGAUCGUUUCACCGAUGACAAGGAGCGUGGCAAUGCCAUGGGCAUAGCUUUGGGUGGCCUGGCCUUGGGUGUACUGAUUGGACCUCCUUUCGGUGGUGUUAUGUACGAAUUUGUGGGCAAAUCUGCACCGUUCUUAAUUCUGGCCGCUCUUGCCUUGGGCGAUGGUUUACUUCAGUUGUUCAUGCUGCAACCUUCGAUACAGAAAGCCGAAUCGGAACCGCCAUCCCUAAAGAGUUUGAUUAGUGAUCCGUAUAUAUUGAUAGCAGCUGGAGCCAUUACCUUUGCCAAUAUGGGUAUUGCCAUGUUGGAGCCAUCGUUGCCCUUGUGGAUGGUGGAUAAUAUGGGUGCUACAAGAUGGGAGCAGGGCGUGGCCUUUUUGCCAGCCUCCAUUAGCUAUUUGAUUGGUACAAAUCUAUUCGGACCACUUGGACACCGAAUUGGACGUUGGUUUGCUGCCUGUUUGGGCUUGAUUAUUAUUGGAGCUUGUUUGAUCUUUAUUCCCAUGGCCACUUCGAUAACACAUUUGAUUAUACCAAAUGCCGGAUUGGGUUUUGCAAUUGGCAUGGUCGAUUCCUCAAUGAUGCCGGAACUGGGAUAUCUGGUGGACAUUCGACAUUCGGCUGUCUAUGGCAGUGUCUAUGCCUUGGGCGAUGUGGCCUUCUGUGUGGGCUUUGCUGUGGGACCAGCUCUCUCUGGCUCUCUGGUCAAGAGCAUUGGCUUCGAAUGGAUGCUCUUUGGCAUUGCCAUUCUAUGUUUCUUAUAUGCGCCACUUUUGACAUUCCUCAAGAAUCCACCCACCAGCGAUGAGAAGAAGGUGCGUAUGGCUAGAGAAGAGGCGGCGGCUGCUGCUGCUGCUGCUGCAGCGGAACUGGCCGCUUCCGCCUCUGCGUCAGCCCCUUCAGAAAAUUCAAUUGCCCAGAUGACGGCUUCCUGCCCGGCUAUAAUGCAUGGCAUUGGCCCUCAGGAGGCGGGCAACUUGAAUCCGGCCUUUGAAAGUGAAAGGCUGUAGUUUAACACAAUUUGAUUUGCCUUUCAAUUUAACCUUUUUAAAUUGGUAUUAUUUUUUUUAACAUUUUAUAUAUAUUUUUAGUUUUAGUUAAUAAACUUUUCUUAUUGUUUUUAUUUAGUUUUAAGUUAUUCGAUCUUAAUAAAAAAUAUGUAUCAUAAA
This is a messenger RNA of Drosophila willistoni, 2209 nucleotides long. RefSeq names its product synaptic vesicular amine transporter (gene Vmat). The transcript is spliced from 7 exons. Gene Ontology annotation, cellular component: synaptic vesicle membrane; terminal bouton. The record is from RefSeq and is a predicted model, not a curated record. Gene Ontology annotation, molecular function: xenobiotic transmembrane transporter activity; serotonin:sodium:chloride symporter activity. Bases 53 to 2050 code for a protein of 665 amino acids. Lineage: Eukaryota; Metazoa; Arthropoda; Insecta; Diptera; Drosophilidae. Gene Ontology annotation, biological process: xenobiotic transport; transmembrane transport; aminergic neurotransmitter loading into synaptic vesicle.